Molecule: messenger RNA, 1875 nt
Organism: Chondrus crispus (carragheen)
Lineage: Eukaryota; Rhodophyta; Florideophyceae; Gigartinales; Gigartinaceae
Source: the annotation of a RefSeq genome assembly
AUGAGUAAAGUUGUUGGUAUUGAUUUAGGUACUACAAACUCUGUAGUUGCUGUAAUGGAAGGUGGAAAACCUACUGUUAUUCCGAAUAAAGAAGGUUUAAGAACAACCCCAUCUGUAGUUGCUUAUACUAAGAAAAAAGAUAAGCUAGUUGGGCAUAUUGCUAAAAGACAAGCUGUAAUGAACCCAGAGAAUACGUUCUACUCUGUUAAAAGGUUUAUUGGACGUAAGCAAGAAGAGGUAAGUAACGAAUCUAAACAGUCAUCUUAUAAUAUUAAAACAGAUUCUAAUCUAAAUAUUAAAUUAGAAUGUCCAGCUUUAAAUAAAGAUUUUUCUCCAGAAGAAGUAUCAGCACAAGUUUUGAGAAAAUUAGUAGAAGAUGCUAGUACAUAUUUAGGACAAACUGUAACUCAAGCUGUAAUUACAGUCCCUGCAUAUUUUAAUGAUUCUCAGAGACAAGCAACAAAAGAUGCUGGUCAGAUUGCUGGACUAGAUGUCUUAAGAAUAAUUAAUGAACCAACAGCAGCUUCAUUGUCAUAUGGUUUAGAUAAAAAAAACAAUGAAACUAUUUUGGUUUUUGAUUUAGGAGGCGGCACAUUUGAUGUUUCUGUAUUAGAAGUAGGAGACGGUGUUUUCGAGGUUUUAUCUACAUCAGGUGAUACUCACUUAGGUGGAGAUGAUUUUGAUAAUAAGAUAGUUUUAUGGCUAAUUGAUGAAUUUAAAAAAGAUGAAGGUAUUAAUUUAAGUCAAGAUAGACAGGCUUUACAGAGAUUAACAGAAGCUGCAGAAAAAGCUAAAAUGGAGUUAUCUAAUUUAUCACAAACCGAUAUAAAUUUACCUUUUAUUACUUCGAAUGAUACAGGUCCUAAGCAUUUAGAAAAAACUAUAACGCGUGCAAAAUUUGAAAAUCUAUCGAAAGAUUUAAUUGACCGUUGCCAAAUACCUGUAAAUAAUGCUUUGAAAGAUGCACAGCUUGAAUCAAGUAGUAUAGAUGAAAUAGUCUUAGUUGGUGGUUCUACAAGAAUACCUGCUAUACAAGAACUAGUGAAAAAAAUUAUUGGUAAAGAUCCUAAUCAAAGUGUAAAUCCAGAUGAAGUAGUUGCUAUUGGAGCAGCUGUUCAAGCAGGUGUUUUAGCUGGUGAAGUUAAAGAUAUACUAUUGUUAGAUGUUACUCCUUUAUCAUUGGGGGUAGAAACUUUAGGUGGUGUAAUGACAAAAAUUAUUGCACGAAAUACAACUGUACCUACUAAAAAAUCAGAAGUUUUCUCAACUGCUGUAGAUAAUCAGCCGAAUGUAGAAAUUCAUAUUCUACAAGGAGAACGAGAAUUUACAAAAGAUAAUAAAAGCCUAGGAACUUUUAGACUGGAUGGUAUUAUGCCAGCACCAAGAGGUGUACCUCAAAUAGAAGUAACUUUCGAUAUAGAUGCUAAUGGUAUUUUAUCUGUCAAAGCCAAAGAUAAAGGCACUGGUAAGGAACAAUCAAUCACUAUUACGGGAGCUUCAACUUUGCCUAAAGAAGAAGUUGAAAAAUUGAUAAAAGAUGCAGAGUAUAAUGCUGAAGUUGAUAAACAAAAGCGUGAAAAAAUAGAUUUAAAAAAUCAAGCUGACUCUUUUUGUUAUCAAACAGAAAAUCAAUUAAAUGAGUUGGGUGAUAAGGUUAGUGUAAAAGAAAAAGAGGAUAUCCAAUCCAUAUUAACUAAAUUAAAGCAAGCUGUUCAAGAUGAAGAUUAUGAUCUAAUAAAAUCUUUGCAAGAUGAAGCGCAGAAAGCUUUAAUGGAGAUAGGAAAAAAAGCAUACAAUUCUCCUGAAGUUGAUAAAAAUAGCAAUGAACAAACUUCUGAAGAAUCUGUAAUUGAUACAGAUUCUUCAGAAGCUUGA